GUUUUCCCUGGGACUUGCUCGUACCAGCACUGUGUGCUUGUGUUCCUCCGACGCCCACAGUAGAGCGUGAACGUGAAUUGAUGGAUGAAGGGUGGACAUAAGACGGAUUUCAAGAAAGUACCCCUGUUUGCCUGCUGCCAGCGAGUGAGCAGGGAGGGAGGGCUGCUGUUCGACUCCGAACCCUCCCACUGUGGGCUGUGUUUCUCUCGUGCUGCACUACGGGCUGGUUCCUAUUCAAAUGUGGGUCAGGGGUGAGGAAGCGUAACGUCAUAAGCUUGCAACAUGGCGUCCCGAAGGCUGUGAGAUGAGCAAGAGGAUGGUAAAGAACGCUUGAGAACCACCCUACCGAUGUAAGAAGCUUUAGGUGGCGUUCGUGUAGGAAGAGUGCGAGACAGAAGGAAAGACGGAAGGUGGAAAUGGAAUUGCCAAAUCAUGCCAAACAACUGCUGCUGCAACUCAACCAACAGAGAGCCAAGGGCUUUUUGUGUGAUGUCAUCAUCGUGGUGGAAAAUGCGCUCUUCCGUGCCCACAAGAACAUCCUGGCGGCGAGCAGCAUCUAUUUUAAAUCAUUGGUCCUCCAUGAUAACCUCAUUAACCUCGACACAGAGAUGGUCAAUCCAUCUGUGUUCAGGCAAGUUCUGGACUUCAUCUACACCGGUAAGCUGCUCUCGUCAUCGGACCACAGCAGUGAGCAGAAUUUUAGUGCCCUCCUAACCGCAGCCAGCUACCUCCAGCUCCACGACCUCGCUGCCUUGUGCAGAAAGAAGCUCAAGCGCAGUGGUGGGAAACCCCUGCCAGGUAAACCAUCCACUCCAGGUCCCCUCAGCCGCUUACGCCUCAAUAACCAGCGCCUUUCCUCUUCCACGCCUGCUGGGCCCAACAACCACUAUCAUCCCACCCCUUCAGACGCCGACCAGCCUCAGCCGGACGAAGGCCUUCGGGACAAGCUCUCGGAUGACGAAAUGUAUGUCGGCAGCUCUGGACGGAACAUCAACGGGGGAAAUGGCAGCAGUAAUGGUAACCUCAGCAGCGGAGGAAGUGCAGGCGAGCCUGAUCUGGGGCUAGACCUGACCAAAAAGAGCCCCCCCUCGACAGGCACGGUCACAGAUGCUCUGAGCCCCCACAGCAACUCUCAAGAAUCUCCUCAAUCUGCCUCAGUAUCCACAACCAACAGUGCCUCGCUGGAUGACUCCUCGACCACCCUCCCCAGUGCGGACAUUUGCAGCUCAGACCCCACUGACCUGAACUGCCCUUCUAAAACCGAGGACGGCCAGAAUGACGGACCCCCGCCCCAAAAAAAGUAUCGGCAAGGUGGGCGCAAGAAUGAAUGGCCCAAGAAGGAGGCAUCGGGAUUAAAGUCAGAAGAUCACGACAGGCCCCUGGUUAACGGAGUGAUUGUGGGGCCAAAAGACGGCCGGCCCGGCGUGGGCAGCGUUGGUGGCUUCAACUCCGAUCAGACUCUCCAGUGUAAAGAUGAGGAAGAGGGAGGAGAGAACGGCCAGGACCACAGCGAAGAGAGCGGUCAGAGCGACGGAGAGAGUGCAGUCGGCGGAGGAGGAACUGGCAAGGGGCAACAGAGCGCCAACUACGUGUACCGACAGGAAGGUUUUGAACCGGCGUUCGGGGACAACCUGUAUGUCUGUAUCCCCUGCGGAAAAGGCUUCCCGAGCUCAGAGCAACUGAAUGCCCACGUGGAGACACACACUGAGGAUGAGCUGUACAUCAAAGAGGAAGUGGGGACCUACGUGAAAGAGGAAGACGAAGAGGAGGCCGAGGACCUUUCCACCCCUGUGGGCCCCUCCAACUUUGGCUCCGAAGCUCGCCCCUUCAAGUGCACCGUUUGCAAUAAGAGCUACAAGGACCCGGCGACGUUGCGGCAGCACGAGAAGAGUCACUGGCUCACCCGGCCAUUCCCAUGCAACAUCUGUGGCAAAAUGUUCACCCAGAGGGGGACCAUGACACGCCACAUGCGCAGCCACCUUGGCCUCAAGCCCUUCGCCUGCGAAGAGUGCGGCAUGAGAUUCACCCGCCAGUACCGCCUGACGGAGCACAUGCGCGUGCACUCCGGGGAGAAGCCGUACGAAUGCCAGCUCUGCGGCGGCAAGUUCACCCAGCAGCGCAACCUCAUCAGUCACCUGAGAAUGCACACCUCGCCCUCCUAGAAACGCAUCAAGCCAAAGAACUCUGGGAAAAGUCAAAACAGACACUCGCUCUGCAAAGAAACGCACAUGUACACGUUCUACACAGUUCUAUUACAUUCGGUUUACGACGCCCUGGCCCAGUGAGCAUUUUCGCCACACUAUGGGCGAUGGUGGUGAUAUUGUCAGGAUCGUGUCACCAUCAGGUUUAAGUGGCAUACGCUCACCUCUCAGGAGUUCUAGAGGGACAGUUUACUUUUUUUUCACUUCUUUCUCUCAGACUAAAGUCACAAAGUCGUGGCGUCAUAGCUUUGAGACUUGUGGUCUUUCCAGGCCUAUAAAUGUGAAUGUGGGUACCAAUGUAAUGUCCAGCCCGCGUCACCUCACACCCCCUUAACACGAAAAAGGCUUUCCUCCUAACUUUUUAAAGCUUUUUGCUGGUUGGCCACCGAACAAUAACACAAGAGUCCCUUCUGCUCUCCAGCACCAUUCUGACCAAAAAGAUUCAAAGAGCCCAUUGAUACCAUUACAGGCAAUAAUUUAGCAAAAAGUGUUUUUACUCUUAACAGCUUUAUAGCCUUUUUAUUUUAAGCGACGGGGCAUCUGGAUGUACAAUGAGGGGGUGGCUGGGUUUGGGGCUGUGUCCAUGCUUUAACUGAUAAAAAGUUCCAGGCGUGAUCACGUAGGGUAAAGUUUUAGUUUAACAGAGGACAAGUACGCUGAAAAGUUCUCUUCAUGGCCGUUGACAGUAAUGGACGUCACUGUUUUUCCCACUGGUCUGUUAGUACAUCAGCCAACCAAACCCAGUUGGGAAAGAGACCCCCCCCCCUCUUAAGGUACUUGUUUUACUUAAAGAACUUAUAAUGUUUCAGUGAAUGUUUAAACUGGAUGAUCUUGGAGUUUUCUUGUGAUGGGGGAGGGAUUCAGGUUGUUUUUCAAGGGGCUACUAAAAGGGUGUUUUAGACUGAACAAAGGUUCAGUGGGUACGUUUAUUUUGUCUGUAUAGCUUUCCUCCCCUUGAGAAAAAAAAAAAAAAGUCUAUUUAUAUGGACUUGUGACCUCGCUACCUCUGAUUACUCUUACAAGCGCUAUAUGUUGAUUAGUUCAAAGUUCCUAUGUAAUUAAUUGUAAAAAGUGUGUAGAUUAUCUUCACCUAAUGCUUUAACCUGCCCAUCUCUCAACACAGGUUUUUAACUCUCAUAGACCUCUCUUUUAUACUCUCCUUAGCCAGUGCAUCUAUUCCAAAUAUGAUAUAGCUUUCCUGGCGCCUCCCGCUCAUGGUAAGCCGCCUCAAAAUGUACUGUAGCAUCUUUCUGAAGGCAGGUAAUGGUUAGUUGGUCUGGAUGUAAUGUGUUCCAAAGAGCUUGCGAAUGUGGAGGACAGAGAUGACUAACAAACAUUGCUAGACAAGUGCAAACCAAAGCUUUAAAAAAAGAUGUACUUAAGAUAUAUAGCAUACUAAAUUAUUUCACUUUUGAUUUUCCUUUGUUUCUACUCCCCCCUGUAUAAUGAAAAUUUAUGAAUUAUAUUGUAAGUCCAUAUAAAGAACACUCUUUUGAUGGAGUUUGGGCCAAUGACUCUUGAGACUGAGGAAGGUUGUCGUGGUUUGCAAAGGAAAGCUUGUGCUGAUUGGUGGGCCGGUGAACUUAACCACCUUUAUUUUUGUUGUUGUUGUUGAUGAUGUUCAUUUAUGUCCAGAGUUCUUAUCACUUUAUAUUCCCAAAUUUUAAAAACAGGGCUUGACAUGUUCUGUUUAGACCAAAAAAAAGUGAAAAAAGAAAAGAAAAAAAAAUCUAGGAUUUAUAAUCAGACAUUUUAAUGUGAAGUUCGAGUUGCUUGUUAGUUUCUUUUUGAGCCAGACUUGUGAAAACUUGUAACAAGAAGGGAGAAGCAGCGAUGCACUGGACAGCUACUCAUCCGUCUCCUGCAAAGAUCCUUUUUUUGUCGUCUCUUCAUUGUGUUCGACUGUGUCGUAGUGCUUUUAAGUUAUUUUAACCUCCCAAUGCUUUACCUCACAAGUGAGUAUAUGCUUGAAAUUGCGUUGUCGUCAUUGGCGCCACUCUUGUCACUAAAAAGCCUGUCUAGUGUAUCCACUCUUAACACACUGUGGACCUUCAGUACAAGGAUAUUUCGUAUAGGCAUUCCUUUUUUUUUUUUUUUUUUUUUAACUCGAUUGUUUAGGGAGGGAUUAAUUUCUUUGUUGUUCUCAUGAUCUGUGAAUCUAUGGCAUAGGGAUGUCGCCACAGUUACAAAGUUCGCCACUACACCCUGGAUUUCCGCAUUAGUUACGACUCGGUCAUGUCGGCUGUGGAGCGGUUGUCAGUUGGCAAAUAAUUGCAUGUUUGGUACAUGUUUCUUCCCCGCUCUUGUAAACCACAAACAUGCAUCCAUCCUCUGGCAUAAGAUGGAGUCCACGAUGCAUUGCCUUCUUGUGGAGUGCAGCUCAAUGUCUGUCAUGCAAUGGAUGUUUUUUUUGUACGAGAUAUCCAGCCAUUGCUGCUGCUGCUGCAAAAAAAAGAAAACUUUGUAGCUGCAUUUGAAUGCUUGCUCGUCGGACAUUGAGAAACUCCAAACUGUGACCAUAGUACUACUACUACUACUACUACUAUUACUACUAGAACUACUACUAGAACUACUACUAUACAAAUACUUCAGGGAUGGUUCUGCAUCUGGGAAUGCAGGCUCUCAGCUACAUUUGUAAGACAUAGUAUUGUAUCAAUUUCUCUGUAUUUUAAUGAUGGGGGGACAAAGCAAAACACUAGUU
This is a messenger RNA of Corythoichthys intestinalis (scribbled pipefish), 4902 nucleotides long. RefSeq names its product hypermethylated in cancer 2 (gene hic2). NCBI's taxonomy places the organism in Eukaryota, Metazoa, Chordata, Actinopteri, Syngnathiformes, Syngnathidae. The transcript has 3 exons. The coding region runs from base 417 to 2162 and encodes 581 amino acids. Gene Ontology annotation, cellular component: nucleus. Gene Ontology annotation, biological process: regulation of transcription by RNA polymerase II. The record is from RefSeq and is a predicted model, not a curated record. Gene Ontology annotation, molecular function: DNA-binding transcription factor activity, RNA polymerase II-specific; protein binding.